UCCUGGCCUCAAGGGAUCCUCUCACCUCAGUUUCCCAAAGUGCUGAGAUUACAGGUGAGAGCCACGUCACCCAGCUGGGAUUCAAGAUUUGAGAAGUAAGGCAGUUCUGGGUGACAGCAGAGGUUGGGAGGGGCAGUGGAGAGAGCCGAAGGGAGGCUCAGUGUGGUCAAGGGGAUGAGCAGGUGGCAUGCCUCCAGGAUGACAGCAGGACUCGGGGACGAGCUAAAGACAUGCCAGGCCUCUGUCUGCCCUCACCUUCUGUCUCCAGAUACUGGAGCCCCAGCUGCAUGGGCUGCCGGGGAGUGAGCUGGCACCACUAGGAGGUGCUGCAGGGGGAAACUGUCUGGACUCCGGAGGCUCCAGCCCCACUUCCCUGUCCAGCUCCAGCGGGCUGUGGGACUGCUCCCUUGGUGGCCUGAGGGACUGCUCCCCCGGGGGGCCUGCGGGACUGCUCCCUCGGCAAAUGCUGGUAUUUCCCUGGCGCACUCGUUCCCACGUGGCCUGGUGGGCAGUGCCCAGGGAGGCUGAGGAGGCAGAGAACAGGAAGAGGAAACCCCCCUGGUUUCUAUCUCACAACAGGGACCCGGCAGGGAAACCCCACACAUCCUAAAAAGAAAGUGGCAGCAGUGGUUCUCGGGGAAGACCAAGAAACCCCAUCCUCUCCUUGAAGAUGGGAAAUCCAGGGCGGGGCUGAGGGCGGGGCUGUGCUGGAAGGGAGAUCUGUGGUCCAUGCGGCCCAGCCCUGAUCAUGGUCUCUACAGAGCAGAAACACCAAGAUUAUUCUGGGACCUGGCUGAGCCCUGAUCCUGACCUCAGUCAACCCGAGCCUGGCCACAGGCUGAGCCCCAAUCCUGGUGACUGCCUGAGCUCUCAUCCCAGCCAAAACCUGGACCCCCCCUCCUCCCAGCUCAGCCACAGCGCCAGUCAGCACCUUGGCCAAAGACCAAACUCUAGACCCAACCCUACAGGCUGCAGGCAAAGCCCCAGGUCACCAGUAGCUCUGAUCCUAAACCAGACACAGCAGGAACAUUGGCCCUGGACUAGGUUGUGAGUUCAGCUGUAGACUGAGUCCUGAUCCUGAUUAUAGGCUGAACUCAAAUCCUAUAUCUGACUCUGGUUAAAGAUGGAGACAGAGCCCUUGGCCCUGAAGGAAGCCCUAACCCUAGUUCCAGACAUGGCCUCAGACCUGGUUUUAUCCAGCCCUGACUGUGGUUACAAACUGAGCCCCAAUCCCACCAUCACACUGAGCCUCUGCCUGGCCCCAUGCAAAAGUGCAUGCAGCCACCCAUUGAGCACUGACUCUCUGCGCCACCUCCGUCGGCCAUCUGGUAAGCCGUAAGGGAGUCAGAUGACUCAAUUCCCGGGCUCCCUCAGGUGGGCCAAUCCCCUUACCUGGCCAUCCAUCUUUGGAAGGACAGGAGACCCUAGGAUGGUGGUGGCAGAGCUGAGAAUUAGCAGGGGGUUUGGGACUCUGCGAUCAACCAGUGAAUAGGGCUGGAUGGCUCACCCAAGCGUGGGCAUUGAGGACAGGGCUCGACGUGGGAGCUUAGCAGUGGGUCUGGAGCUUGGAUGGCCCAAAACCCCAGCUUCCUGUCACCCCCCACCAUAUCUCCCACCCCCUCCGGGAAGGGAAAUUACAUUUCCCCAUUUUAGCAAGGGGUGGCGAAAGGGAAGAGUGAGUGAACACAAAGCUGAAAGUACAAGCAGGACGGAAAGUGAAACUGGGCGCAGCCCCCAGUAUAAGACCCCCCCUACUCAGGAGAUGGCUGACCAAAGAGGCUGGGCCCCGGCAUGGGCCAGAUGGCAGGCGACCUUGGCUGGCGGCUCAGCCUGUUGCUGCUUCCCUUGCUCCUGGUGCAAGCUGGUGUCUGGGGAUUCCCAAGGCCCCCAGGAAGGCCCCUGCUGAGCCUGCAGGAGCUGCAGAGGGAGUUCACCGUCAGCCUGCAUCUCGCCAGGAAGCUGCUCUCCGAGGUUCGGGGCCAGGCCCACCGCUUUGCUGAAUCUCACCUGCCGGGAGUGAACCUGGACCUCCUGCCCCUGGGAGAGCAGCUUCCCGGUGUUUCCCUGACCUUCCAGGCUUGGCGCCGCCUCUCUGACCCAGAGCGCCUCUGCUUCCUCUCUACCACACUUCAGCCCUUCCAUGCCCUACUGGGAGGGCUGGGGACCCAGGGCCGCUGGACCAACACAGAGAGGAUGCAGCUGUGGGCCAUGAGGCUGGACCUCCGGGAUCUGCAGCGGCACUUCCGCUUCCAGAUGCGGGCUGCAGGAUUUCACCUCCUGGAAGAGGAGGAGGAAGAGGAGGAGGAAGGGAAGGGGCUGCUGCCAGGGGCACUGGGCAGUGCCUCGCAGGUGCCGGCACAGGUGUCCUGGCCCCAGCUCCUCUCCACCUACCGCCUGCUGCACUCCUUGGAGCUCGUCUUAUGUCGGGCCGUGCGGGACUUGCUGUUGCUGUCCAAGGCCGGGCACCCAGUCCGAGCCCUGGGGUUCCCAACACUGGGCCCCCAGCCCUGAUCGGGUGACUUCUUAGCCCCCUGCCCCUCACCCUUUAGGACUUUAGGAUUGGAGUCUUGGCGUCAGGGCAGCCUCCGCAUCAUCAGCCUUGGACAACGCAAGGCUGUUCCAGCCUGCUGCCCCAGGCGCUACCCGCUAACCGAAAGCCCCUCCAGUCCUCGCCAGCUAUUUAUUUCCUGGAUACUUAUUUAUUGUUUAGGAAGAUGAUGGUUUAUUUAUUGUCUCGGGGCCUGCUGGUCCUCCAGGGAUGCUGGGUGCCUAAUAAAACACUCUUACCCA
Molecule: messenger RNA, 2790 nt
Organism: Sapajus apella (tufted capuchin)
Lineage: Eukaryota; Metazoa; Chordata; Mammalia; Primates; Cebidae
Gene: IL27
Product: interleukin 27
Exons: 5
Coding region: 1792-2511 (239 amino acids)
Biological process (GO): regulation of T-helper 1 cell differentiation; regulation of T cell proliferation
Molecular function (GO): interleukin-27 receptor binding
Source: RefSeq, a predicted model, not a curated record